GCCGUGGGCAGCGCACUGCCGCCAUUGCUGAUACCCGAGUUCUAUAUAAAUUGAAUUUUCAUCUUUUACUAUUCGAAAUUAAAGAUUUGGGGAUUUCUUUUACCCGAAUAUCAUCAGAUUUUUUAUGAAUUUUUUGAGUUGAAUUUAUGAAUUUUUCUAUCGGCCACGAUCCUGUUCUGAGAAGGAAAUGAAUAAGAAAUACAUUCGUUUAUAGUUUUUUUGCAUUCUAAUCUUCAUUCAAUCUCCUUUCCCUUCACUUUCCCAUCCCCCAAUCAAACACCUCCUUCCCUUUCCUUUCCCUUUUUCCAAUCAAACUUUUCCAAAUUCCAAUCACCUUCCGCCAUUAAACUAAAUUAACCUUUCGUUGCUCAGGUGCAGAACAGUGUGGAAUUUGCUUUCCAAGUUUCACGGGAUUUUCUCCUCUGCUCGCCAUUUUUUGCAGCAGAAAAAGGAAAAACAACUCGAAGCCCUCCAUUACUGAGCUACAUAGACAGAGUGUACGUUUAGAUCUUUGCAACGGAGCGAGGGAGGUGGGAAAUUGAUUAAUCGGAGAUGAAUAACGACGUUACACGGGCAAACGGACAACCAAGGAAAUCAAUGGACACGAUCUGGCGAACUUCGAUGAUAUCAACGGGCAGAUCUAUAGGCGUCGUCUCCCUCCUACUACUACUCGGCGCGUUGAUCUCCACGUACUUUCUCGACACCACGUUCGGCCUGGUAGUCGUCCAGCAAUCAAAGACCACUGGUGGCACCCACAAAGGCAAGCAAGAAGUAGAAUCCAAAAAGGGUGAGCUUGGGAGCAGACUUAGACUUGGUGAUGAAGUACAAGAACCCAAUGUACGGAAACAAAGAAACUGCGAAGAGUUGAGAGGCAAUGGCUUUGUGAGUCAAUAUUUGGUGCCAUGAACCCACUGGGAACAACCUUGUAACUCCUGUUAAUAAAUUUUACGUCCUUGUAACUCCUGGAGUUUCUGCUUGAAUUGCUUGGAAUUGAUGCUGGCUUGUU
Messenger RNA from Hibiscus syriacus, 1006 nucleotides. RefSeq lists its product as uncharacterized. The transcript is spliced from 2 exons. Bases 553 to 906 code for a protein of 117 amino acids. NCBI's taxonomy places the organism in Eukaryota, Viridiplantae, Streptophyta, Magnoliopsida, Malvales, Malvaceae. The record is from RefSeq and is a predicted model, not a curated record.